Gorilla gorilla gorilla (western lowland gorilla) is the source of this 1311-nucleotide messenger RNA. RefSeq names its product putative tyrosine-protein phosphatase TPTE. The record is from RefSeq and is a predicted model, not a curated record. Bases 1 to 1311 code for a protein of 436 amino acids. The transcript is spliced from 16 exons. Gene Ontology annotation, cellular component: cytosol; membrane. NCBI's taxonomy places the organism in Eukaryota, Metazoa, Chordata, Mammalia, Primates, Hominidae. Gene Ontology annotation, molecular function: monoatomic ion channel activity; phosphatidylinositol-3,4,5-trisphosphate 3-phosphatase activity. Gene Ontology annotation, biological process: transmembrane transport; monoatomic ion transport; dephosphorylation.
AUGUGCAGAGUAAUGAAAGUUAGUUUUACCAGAAAAGUAAAUUUUGAAUUGUGUCUCCUGUCUGACUGUAUUCUUUUGUCAUCCUCUAGUCCACCCACAAAUGAAUUAUCAGGAGUGAACCCAGAGGCACGUAUAAAUGAAAGUCCCGAUCCGACUGACCUGGUGGGAGUCAUCAUUGGCUCAGCCCCAAUGACAGGUGAUCCACAGACAAGUGAAUUUAAAGGAGCAACCGAGGAGGCACCUGCGAAAGAAAGCCCACACACAAGUGAAUUUAAAGGAGCAGCCCUGGUGUCACCUAUCAGUGAAAGUGUGUUAGCACGACUUUCCAAGUUUGAAGUUGAAGAUGCUGAAAAUGUUGCUUCAUAUGACAGCAAGAUUAAGAAAAUUGUGCAUUCAAUUGUAUCAUCCUUUGCAUUUGGACUAUUUGGAGUUUUCCUGGUCUUACUGGAUGUCACUCUCGUCCUUGCUGACCUAAUUUUCACUGACAGCAAACUUUAUAUUCCUUUGGAGUAUCGUUCUAUUUCUCUAGCUAUUGCCUUAUUUUUUCUCAUGGAUGUUCUUCUUCGAGUACUUGUAGAAGGGAGACAGCAGUAUUUUUCUGACUUAUUUAACAUUUUAGAUACUGCCAUCAUUGUGAUUCUUCUGCUGGUUGAUGUCGUUUACAUUUUUUUUGACAUUAAGUUGCUUAGGAAUAUUCCCAGAUGGACACAUUUACUUCGACUUCUACGACUUAUUAUUCUGUUAAGAAUUUUUCAUCUGUUUCAUCAAAAAAGACAACUUGAAAAGCUGUUAAGAAGGCGGGUUUCAGAAAACAAAAGGCGAUACACAAGGGAUGGAUUUGACCUAGACCUCACUUACGUUACAGAACGUAUUAUUGCUAUGUCAUUUCCAUCUUCUGGAAGGCAGUCUUUCUAUAGAAAUCCAAUCGAGGAAGUUGUGCGGUUUCUAGAUAAGAAACACCGAAACCACUAUCGAGUCUACAAUCUGCAAUUGCAUUAUGAGGACAUAGACAAUUUAACAAAUGAGUCUUCUGACCCAUCAGCAGUGGCAUGUGAUGAGAGCAAGGGUCUAGAUGGGAAAAAAGCAAAACACUGUGAAAGAGCUUAUGAUCCUAAGCACUUCCAUAAUAGGGUCGUUAGAAUCAUGAUUGAUGAUCAUAAUGUCCCCACUCUACAUCAGAUGGUGGUUUUCACCAAGGAAGUAAAUGAAUGGAUGGCUCAAGAUCUUGAAAACAUCGUAGCGAUUCACUGUAAAGGAGGCACAGUAAUAUUUAAGGUUGUUCUUAAACUUUGUGAGAACAUUUUAGAUUAA